AUGGGUCGAGCUGCUCGCUUUUGCAAGUUUUGUGGAGCGUACGAAGCUGCAACUAUAGAGAAGAGUAGUGGUCAAAAUGAGAAUGAUUUUCUCAAACUAGCCCACAAAAUCUUCUUCAACAACCAUAAGAAGAAGAUCACCCUUGAACAUGCUUGGAAGGAGCUCCGCAAUGACCAGAAGUGGUGUGAGCUUUUGACGGCCAAAAAGAAAGGAAACUCCAAAAAGAGGAAGUGUGAGGACGGCUUUGAUUCAGCAAGCUUUCAAGCUGAUACUGUUGUAGAUGAUGAAGGAACCAUUCGUCCCCCGGGGGUUAAGGCAGCAAAAGCCCGGGGUAAGAAGACGAUGGUUGAGGGGAAGGAGCUGUCUGACUUUCAGACUAUGUGGAGCAUCAAGAAGGAGGAUUCGGCAAUGAAAGAAAGGCUCUCCAAGAUGAAGCUGCUUGACAGUCUCGUUGCAAAACAAGAACCGCUAGCUGAUUAUGAAGAAGCUCUGAAGAAGAAGCCCAUUAAUGAGUUGAUGUCUUAUUAG
Brassica napus (rape) is the source of this 528-nucleotide messenger RNA. Its product is annotated as glutathione S-transferase T3-like. The coding region runs from base 1 to 528 and encodes 175 amino acids. NCBI's taxonomy places the organism in Eukaryota, Viridiplantae, Streptophyta, Magnoliopsida, Brassicales, Brassicaceae. The transcript is spliced from 2 exons. The record is from RefSeq and is a predicted model, not a curated record.